AUGCCUAGCGUUCAAGCCCUCAUCUUCGAUUUCGGAAAUGUUCUGUGCAGAUGGACACCGCCCAAAAGCUCUUCAAUUGAUCCCACGAAGCUGAAACAAAUAAUGACCUCGGAUAUCUGGUAUGACUAUGAACGAGGUCGAUAUGCGUCAGAAGAUGAGUGCUACAAGGUACUUGAAGAACGCUUCGCCAUCCAAUCCGAGGAUUUGUCUGCGACAAUGGCAGAGGCUCGUCAGAGUUUGCGGUUGGAGACUGCAACUCUGGAAUUCCUCACAGCCCUUCGGGAGCAGCACUCGUCCCUGAAGCUCUAUGGCUUGAGCAACACACCACACCCAGAGGAAGAUGCGGUACAAUCAAUUGGGAGGCAGUGGCCUAUCUUCGAUCAUAUAUAUAUUUCUGGAAGUUUGGGGAUGAGGAAGCCAGACAUCUGCUGUUAUGAACAUGUGUUGAAAGAGAUCGGGCUCUCCGCGGAAGAGGUCCUCUUUGUCGAUGACUCGGCAGAGAAUGUGCUUGCCGCACAGUCUAUCGGUAUUAACAGUAUAUUGUUCCAGAAUCACGAGCAGAUUUCCAGUCAGAUUAAGGACGCGUUAAACAAUUAG
Molecule: messenger RNA, 597 nt
Organism: Penicillium cosmopolitanum
Lineage: Eukaryota; Fungi; Ascomycota; Eurotiomycetes; Eurotiales; Aspergillaceae
Product: HAD family hydrolase
Exons: 1
Coding region: 1-597 (198 amino acids)
Source: RefSeq, a predicted model, not a curated record